Molecule: messenger RNA, 3217 nt
Organism: Pelobates fuscus (common spadefoot toad)
Lineage: Eukaryota; Metazoa; Chordata; Amphibia; Anura; Pelobatidae
Gene: CRABP1
Product: cellular retinoic acid binding protein 1
Exons: 4
Coding region: 117-530 (137 amino acids)
Biological process (GO): fatty acid transport
Cellular component (GO): nucleus; cytosol
Molecular function (GO): retinoic acid binding; fatty acid binding
Source: RefSeq, a predicted model, not a curated record
GUUCGUUUAGACGUCUGGCUGGAAUCAGACCGUCCGCUCAGGUUGAACCUGCCUCUCUCUCUCUCUCAUUCUCUUCUGUUUCUCGUUACCAUCAUUCGUGGAAUAGCAGACACAUCAUGCCAGAUUUCGCAGGAAUUUGGAAAAUGAAAAGCAGUGAGAAUUUUGAUGAACUUCUGAAAGCUCUCGGGGUUAAUGCAAUGCUCAGGAAAGUGGCUGUAGCUGCUGCCUCUAAGCCUCAUGUUGAAAUCCGUCAGAAUGGAGACCAGUUCUACAUUAAGACGUCUACCACGGUCAGGACUACGGAAAUAAAUUUCACAGUGGGGGAGGAAUUUGAUGAAGAAACUGUGGACGGCAGGAAAUGCAGGAGUUUGCCUGUUUGGGAGAAGGAAAAUAAAAUCUACUGUAAGCAAUCUCUUGUGGAAGGAACCGGCCCCAGAACAUACUGGACCCGAGAACUGCAGGGAGAUGAGCUGAUCCUGACAUUUGGAGCUGAUGACGUGGUCUGUACGAGAAUAUACAUGAGGGCGUGAUGCAGAGACUCUCCUGGACUAGUUACCAUGUCUGACAGCUACGUUGGGAUCAUCUUCCUGUCAUGCCAACCCUCCUGCUGUAUAUUUUAGGAUAAAUGAGAGCUCUUUCGUUUGCUAGAAAAAUUAGACAGUGUUCUUACAAAAUGCAGUCUUUGUUAAAGAACAAGUGAUUUAACCCAUUUUAUAACAAAUGUGAAAGUCAAUAAUAGUGUGUGCAUUUUGUUCCCUUUCAAAUGCAUCUGGUGUACUAUAUAAUGAGGCUAAAUAUUUCAGUACGCACUAUCAAGCACCUUUAAACCUAGAAUCCAGCGAGUAGAUUUUCUACUGAUUAGUUCUUCAUUGUUCUAGUUAGAUUUUCCAAAUUGAUUGAAACAUUCUAUUUAAUUUCCAUCAAGUGUCUGUACCUUAAACGGCAAAAGUUAUCUAACAAUAUCAGUGUUUUUACUAAACUGCAAAAAAAGAAAAAAUACCUUCUCAGGAUAUCUUUUAUCUCUUGCUUUAUCUAUCAGCUUUGGACAUUUUUCGUUCCAUACAAAGUAUGCCCAGUGCACACCUUUAAAUGUUUCCUUCAUAGAAGCAAAUUUCACGAUUUUCUUUGAAUAAUGAAGUAAUUCUGAAACCUUUCGAAGGGUGUCAGAAUGAACAUACAGGAAACAAACGUCUUUAAAGAUUCUGUUCUUAUUUGUGUCUAAAUUAUAAAUAAUUUACAGGCCCAAGUCUGUGAAACAAGUUUAACCCUGAGAAAUCAUAAGAGAUUUUUUUUUGUUUUUUUGUGGAGAUGGGGGAAUUCAGGGUAGAAACUGAAAUCCUGUUUUAGGCUCUCCUCAUAUAACAUAACGAAAAAAAAUAUAUGUUGUUUCUCCUGGGAUUCAGAAAUCCUUAAAUUAAUUCAAGUUAAAGGAACACUAUAGUGUUAGGAAUGUAAAUGUGUAUUAAUAAUGUUAUAGUCUCCUACAAACUUCUGAGGCGUCCCCCACGUGCCUUAAGUAAAAAAGUAAUUACUUAACUUUAGCCCUUGCCUCGCUGCUCUCCUCGCUGAUGGUCCUACAUCUGCUGAGAUCAUCAAUCUACGUGGUCUCAUCCAAUCCAAUGAUUCUCCCUGUAGAAAAGCAUUGGGAGGCUAGUGAGCAUGCACUGUGCUAAUUAAAUGCUACCCUAGGAGCAGCACUUGUUUGAGAACCAAGUUUGGCUUGGUUCUAAAAUGUGGACGCGCCUUUUGUGACUUCAGGAAGACAGCCGCUACAUAUGUGUUAAGCCUGCAAUGGAACCAUUUUGGGUUUUACAAAGCUGCAACCUUUUACAUUGCAGGGUUAAAACUAAAGGUCUAAUGCACCUUGACCACAUCAUUGAGAUCAAGUGGUCUGGGUGCCUUGAAGAACACUAUAGGGUCAGGAACACAAACAGGUAUUCCUGACCCUAAAGUGUUUGACCCACCAUCUAGGUGGCUUGACCCCCUUAGAAAAGGUUAAAACUCAUUUUAUUUCCAGUGGCGCGUGGGUCUGCAGACGCUGGCCUCGCCCCCGAUCUGCCUCCUUGGUGACAUCAUCAGAAUUGCAGAUUUUUAGCCAAUUCAACGAUUUCCCACAGGGAAUGCAUUGGAUUCUCUGAAAUCGACAAGGGGUGGGGCCAAAUGCUCUUUUAGCCAGUCAGCACCUCCUCAUAGAGAUGCAUUGAAUCGAUGCAUCUCAAUGAGGAAAAUUCAGCGUCCCCAUGCAGAGAGUGGAGACGCUGAACGGUAGUGUUGCCUACUAUCCAAAACUCCCCCAGGAAGCACCUCCAGUGGCUAUCUAAGGAGUGGUCACGUGGAGGUGUCCCAGGGGGGCAAUGUAAAUACUUCCUUUUCUAUGAAAAGGCAGUGUUUGUAUUAGAAUGCCUAAAGGCAAUGAUUAUACCCACCAGAACAACUACAUUAAGCUGUAGUUGGUCUGUGACUAUAGUGUCCCUUUAAGUGGUCUUCCAUUAAAAAUAAAUAAAAAAUAACAGUAAAGUUUUUAUAGGUAAGGUCUGGAUGAGGCUAAGGUGGACCUGUUUAGAACUACAUUUUGUCCUAUGCUUACCAUAGGUCAGGGGUAGGCAACCUUCGGCACUCCAGAUGUUGUGGACUACAUCCCCCAUAAUGCUCCUACACCCAUAAUGCUAGCAAAGCAUUAUGGGAGGUGUAGUCCAAAAACAUCUGGAGUGCCGAAGCUUUCCUAUGCCUGCUAUAGGUAAUCCAGCCUUGCAUUUACUUCUAAAACAGCAGGCAAUUCAAUUCACAUAAUAAAAAAGGUCACUAUUCCUAGAUCAUAUAUCCUCCAGGAGACUGAUCUUCUGAAAUAAUUAUGAGUAGACCAACUAAGCUAAGGAGUCUUUUGAAAGAUACCCUUUUAUUAUUUGUUUAUGUAUUGUGUCUUAUUUAUAGUAUAGGAUGUGGCACACAGCAGACUCUGAAUAUAUACUAGUAUUGAAUAGCUUUAAUUUGUAGAUUUUUUUUAUAAAUAUUUUGAGUUUUAAUCCACGAUCCAAGGCUGCAUUUAGCAAGCACACGGUCUACCUUUAAACAUCUUAAUCCCAGAAGGACCCUGAGAACACAGCACUCCUUUCAACACCCAUUCCUUAAGCAACGUUAUUUGUAUUGUGUAUCAUGCCUUUGACUGGUGACUUCUUCCAUGACAUCUCUUGUUAAUUUGUGGCUAAAUAAAGUUAUU